Molecule: messenger RNA, 1512 nt
Organism: Photinus pyralis (common eastern firefly)
Lineage: Eukaryota; Metazoa; Arthropoda; Insecta; Coleoptera; Lampyridae
Product: bcl-2-related ovarian killer protein homolog B-like
Exons: 4
Coding region: 483-1367 (294 amino acids)
Biological process (GO): intrinsic apoptotic signaling pathway in response to DNA damage; extrinsic apoptotic signaling pathway in absence of ligand; regulation of apoptotic process
Cellular component (GO): mitochondrial outer membrane
Molecular function (GO): protein homodimerization activity; protein heterodimerization activity
Source: RefSeq, a predicted model, not a curated record
UUAUUCAGUCCUUGUAAAGACCUUCGCGAUAAUAUCUACUACAUGGUAGAGGCUUGAGUCGAUCGACUAUUUCAUUCACGUGUUGACUUUGGUUUUGGGAGUAUAUAAACGGAAAUUUGCGCGAAAAGACUAAUUUGAGCCGAACGCGAUAUUUUAAUAAUCUGCAGCGAACAAUGAUUGCGUAAGCUCUCAUAGUGUUACGUUAUACCUAUUUUAUACGUGAAAUAAAGUGAUCACCUUGUACUUUUUAUGUCUAUUUUAAAUGAUACAAAAUUGACCGUAAAUUAUAAAGUUAACGUACCGAGGUAUAAUAGACAUGGCCGUUAGGUCCAGAAUAAAUUAUCACUCGUCUAAAUGAAAGCAGGUGCUACUGGACCAGUAAGCGAAGAUUAAGGUCAAUUCAAGAAUAAUGUAGGUACUUCGCGGGGAUACUUGUGUGCUACUGUCGCUACUGGUGAGAACUCGCGAAACGUCCCACCUACAUGGACGAUGCCACUCCAACAAACGUCAAUGGCGACGGAAACAUCAGUUUUGAAACUCCUCCAAUGGCGAGACUCCAAAUGGGUCAGUAUCCGUUCUCGAAAAGAAAAUUUAGUUUUCCGGCGUCGCUCCACGCGAACCUACUAGGUUUACCGGGCAAGGAAAAGGGUGGCAAAGACGCUAAGAACUCUAUGAGAAGGUUUAGUAACGUCGGAGAUGUCGUGUCUCGAAAAUUGUCGUACACCAUCGGUUGGAAAAGUCUGGACAAUUCGCCGCCACAGGAAGUCAUACUGCAAGGAAGAAUGCUCUGUGGUCAAUAUAUUAAGUCGCGAUUAAAAAGAUCGGGAAUUUUUAGUAAGAAAGUUUGUUUUUAUCGGCUUCGUAGUGUUAUUGGAACUCCUAGUGGAACUGUUGUAAAAGAAGUGACGCCCUUUUUGAUGGCAGCUGGCGUUGAGCUGGAAAGGAUGUAUCCUAAAUUAUACACGAGCAUAUCACGUAAAGCGAGCGGUUCUCCUGGGGGCGUCUUAGUUUCGGAUAAAACGGCAGCUGGACUGUUUGCAGCUAUUGCACAGGAGUUGCUGAAGUACGACAUAACUUGGGGGAAGGUGGUUUCACUAUUUGCCGUUGCGGGAGGAUUGGCCGUAGACUGCGUUUGCCAGGGACAUCCAGAAUACCUCCACAGUCUACUGGAGAGUAUGACAGAAGUUUUGGAGGACAAUUUAGCGGAAUGGGUCGCCAAUCAUGGCGGAUGGACCGCCCUUUGUGCUCAAUGCAGUUAUCCUGAAACCGAUUUGCCCUUAAUCGAUUACGCUUCCAAAGCUAUUUUAGUACUUAUUUUAUUAGUCAUUUUAUAUUUUAUAAUACGCUUUGUCCAGAAACUGGUAUAGCGAUCAAAGUAUAGGAACAAAUUCUUGUUACACCUGUUGUUAGGGACCUAUAGGAGUUUUAAAUAAUUGUAAUCCACGUGUACAUUUGUACUUAUCAUUGUUUUGUACUUAUAGUCUUCAAUUUGAAUAUAUACAAUUUUUGAAU